AUGCUCUCGUUACCGUCGUCCGUGUUCACCAUACUGGUGGGAUUAUUUCUGUAUAAAAUAAUUCGCCUGGCGCACAACGUAAGACUCGCCCGCAAGACGAGUCUGCCCUACAUCAUCACGCCUUUGCUUGAAACAGAAGUGGUAGCUCUCCUUCUCAAUCCUCUUCUCCGGUACCUGUACCGCGACUACUUGGACCGCGGCAAAGGCUGGCCGCGCUGGUGUCGCUUCUUCGUCAAGGACUGGGCAUGGGAGGACAAACGACAGGCCCAUGAUGAGCUCGGCGAUGUGUUUCUCUGCGUGUCCCCGGAGGGCAUUAUUUGUUACUCAGCGGAUGCAACGAUGGGCUGGGAUGUGAUGAACCGCCGGAAUACAUUCACGAAGCCGCGGGAUAAGUAUAAGGUUCUGGAGCCCUACGGCAUGAACGUUGCUACCGCCGAGGGCAAGACGUACCAGUUUCAUGUCCGCAUCACGGCACCCCCAUUUGGUGAUCUCUCCGGCGUCAACAACCUAGUCUGGAGGGAGACAGUGCACCAAACAAAGCGCCUGACGGAGGCCUGGGCAGAGUCUCCGCCCACAGAGAUCCAGAAGGAUGUGAACGCCUUGACGCUCGCUAUAAUCUCUUUGGCCGGUUUUGGCAAACGGCUAGAAUGGAGCAAGAACGGGGAAAAAGAGGGCGUCCCUGCUGGCUAUCAGCUGAGCUUCUUGCAUGCACUGCAGGACACCUUGCACUAUAUGGUGCCGAUUCUCCUCUUUCCCCGAUGGGUGCUCCGUGUCAUACUACACAAAGCAGCCCUAGCGCACGCCCAAUUAGACCGAUAUUUGCGCGAGAUCAUCCGCGACCAAAAGGCAAAACUAUCAGCGGACAUUAACCACAGUGACAAACAGUCUCGCGGAAAUCUUCUUACCGCCGUGGUUCGAGCGUCGAUGGUGUUUGACUCGGAACAGUCGUCGAAGGAGUCCUCCAGAUCGUCAGGUGAAAGAAAGCAGGGCUUCACUGAAGAUGAAACUAUGGGAAAUCUCUUUAUCUACCUGCUGGCUGGAUAUGAAACCACCGCCAAUGCCAUUAUAUACGGACUAGCUGUUCUCGCCCUUCAUCAAGACAUCCAGGAUCAAGUAAUCGAGGAGAUUGAUCGUGCACACGCCCGAGCCCAAUCCGCGAAUCGAUCGGAGCUCACCUAUGAGGACGAUUUCGAGUUCCUCGAGUACACUUACGGCUUCAUGUAUGAAACCUUCAGGUUGUUCCCGGGUGUCACUCUCAUUACCAAGAUGAUCCACCAGCCCGAACGCAUCAUCACUGAUGGACCUGACGGAUCCCCAAAGUCCUACGACCUGCCUGCCGGAACCCGAGUCUAUCUCAAUGCUCCGGUGGUUCACUACCACCCGAAAUACUGGCCAGAACCGUACAAGUUAGAUCCCAACCGCUGGCGCAGCUCUCAAGGCGAAAAGCACGUCGUUGCCUCGGAUAGGACCCGGCAAAUGAAAGGCACGCUUCUAACAUUUUCCGACGGCUCACGAGCCUGUCUCGGACGCAAAUUUGCCCAGGCUGAGUACGUUGCCUUUUUCGCGACCUUGCUGCGCCAGUACCGCGUGAGACUGGCCCCCGGAUCGGACCCGGCAGUAGUUGAGAGAGACUUGUUUGGGAAGAGCGCAGGAACGAUCACUCUGGCUCCUCUGGCUAAUGUGCGCCUACAUAUUCAGCCUCGCUAG
Aspergillus nidulans FGSC A4 is the source of this 1707-nucleotide messenger RNA. Its product is annotated as protein CYP667A1. NCBI's taxonomy places the organism in Eukaryota, Fungi, Ascomycota, Eurotiomycetes, Eurotiales, Aspergillaceae. Gene Ontology annotation, biological process: secondary metabolite biosynthetic process. The record is from RefSeq and is a predicted model, not a curated record. The transcript is spliced from 3 exons. The coding region runs from base 1 to 1707 and encodes 568 amino acids. Gene Ontology annotation, molecular function: heme binding; monooxygenase activity; oxidoreductase activity, acting on paired donors, with incorporation or reduction of molecular oxygen.